This is a messenger RNA of Cucurbita moschata (crookneck pumpkin), 1032 nucleotides long. RefSeq lists its product as uncharacterized. NCBI's taxonomy places the organism in Eukaryota, Viridiplantae, Streptophyta, Magnoliopsida, Cucurbitales, Cucurbitaceae. Bases 67 to 801 code for a protein of 244 amino acids. The transcript is spliced from 3 exons. The record is from RefSeq and is a predicted model, not a curated record. Gene Ontology annotation, cellular component: trans-Golgi network; endosome.
AAAAAAAAAAAAGAAGGAGCGCAGCCAGUUGGGCAGUUGUGCGAGGCAGUGUCAGAGGAGACAACAAUGGCGAACCCUAGGAGGGCUUCCAUUUCAUUAUCUUCUUCAAGCAAUCCCCAAAGCUUGGAGAGUCCAUUUCACAGUCAAUCCCAAGGCCAAAGCCUUUCGCUAUCCUUUGAAUCGUUAUCGUUUCUGAAGAAUUUUCUGAAGAAGCCUCACGCCUUCCCUUUCCUGCUCUCUGUUUUCCUCUUACUCACAUGGAUUUCUCUCAGAAUCCAGCACUCUUCUUCUCGCUUCUCAUUCCCCGAUUUCUCUCGCUUUCAACACACUCCUGAUACUUGGAGCGAGGACGAUGAUUUCAAGGCCAACCUCGUUCGUUUCAAGCCUAGAUUUCCUUCUCGGAUUGCUAAAGACAACAGGGGCUGGCUACUCGAUCCUAUUUCUCUUGCGCUUGAUUCUGGCGUUCUUGGCGGAGCAGUGACCUGUGCUUCUGUUCAUAUUGGAGAAAUUAAACCUGGAGCUAUGAGGGGAAACCACAGGCACCACACUUGUAAUGAAACAUUUGUCCUGUGGGGUGCUAGAACAAUAUUCAGAUUGGAGAACAGCGAGGUAGGUGAUAAGGGAUAUGCUGAAGUGAUAAUUGGUGCGGACGAGAUUGCUGUUGCAGCAAGUCCAAGAGGAACAGCCCAUGCAUUGAUAAACAUGGAUCCUGCACGGUCUACAUGGUUUCUGGGGUGUCAAGAUGGUAUUAUAAACUAUAACACUUCAACUUCUGAUUUUAAGGUUUGGAAAGAUCUUUAGUUUGCAACAAUCUCUCUUAACUUGGGCCUUAUUUAGUUCUUGACAAGAACUCCCUUUUAUUUCACUUCUCCUGUGGGAAUUUUUGGUAGGUGGUGGGGUAUAGCAUUGUAGUUUCAAAUCUAGGGAAUUUGUGAGCUGAUUGUCAUGAGAUGAGAUGAACUUCUACAUCUUUGUAUACAGGAUAGCUUUUAUAGUAUUAAGUACACUAAAGCACAAUGGUCCUCUCGAUCA